CAGUAACAGCACAACAAUAUCCUGUAGAAGAAACCGAGGCAUGUUAAGCAUUGAUCCUAUUUACAUGUAAUUGUAGCAUCUCGUUUCUUUGGAGCACCCACGAUAAAAGAUUCGAGUCUUCGUCUGCCACUAAAGGCGCCUCGUGUAAAGUAGCCAACGCCAGAUGUGCAAUGCUCUGGUAUACACAUGAAUGAUCCUGCCAUAGCUGAGGUACAACAUCUAAUCAUCCUCCAAUCAGUCGUACAGAAAAAUUGCCCAAAGACCCCGACUGACCCUGUCGAUGGCGGGGCAGAUCGCUUUACACAAGUCGGCUGGUGUGCCCUUUCUCGCGCGUGCGCCGGGCCGUCUAAAAUGGAUAUCCUUCUAGCGAACGACCUGACCCGGAUUGCUUAUUACACACGUUUCGUCCUUCUUCAACGUCCAUCUCAGCAGGUGGGAAAGGGGUUUCCCUGUCCCGGGCCGCGUCUGCACCGUCCGUUUUCUCUUCUUCUCCCCGGUCUCCUCCUGUUCGGUUUCAUCUGCGACGGAUCCGAAGAAGGCGACCUUCGGUAACAGGGCCCUUCCCCCCGCUGGCCCGGAUGGGAGAAAUGCGUCAUCACCUUCCCAAAAUAUUGCUCAGCUUGCACCACCCGCAAUGCCCAGCCCCACUCUGGAGUUUGGAGGAGCACCUGUCGCG
Cryphonectria parasitica EP155 is the source of this 676-nucleotide messenger RNA. RefSeq lists its product as uncharacterized. The transcript has a single exon. NCBI's taxonomy places the organism in Eukaryota, Fungi, Ascomycota, Sordariomycetes, Diaporthales, Cryphonectriaceae. Bases 187 to 552 code for a protein of 121 amino acids. The record is from RefSeq and is a predicted model, not a curated record.